AUGGCCCCCACAGCCACUCAGGAGCCCGUUCCUGUACCCGUCACCUCCAAGGCGGCGCCCAGUCAUGGCUAUGUGCAUCCUACUGACAUCCUGCCGUCCGGCUGGCCUACGGCCACCGACCUGUCCGGUGGUGCUCAGCCUCGUCGCUUUGAAGGCACCAUCUUCGACGUGAUGACGCGCGGUACCAUCCCCAAGGAGCUCCACGGCACAUUCUACCGCAUCAUGCCCGACUACGCGCAGCCUCCCACCUACUACAAGGGCGGCGAGCUCAAUGCACCCAUCGACGGUGACGGUACCGUAGCCGCCUUCCGCUUCAAGGAUGGCAAGGUCGACUACAGGCAGCGAUUCGUCGAGACGGAUCGCUUCAAGGUCGAGCGUAGGGCGAGGAAGAGCAUGUACGGUCUCUACCGCAACCCCUACACGCAUCACCCUUGCGUCCGACAGACCGUCGAAUCCACUGCCAACACCAAUGUCGUCAUGCACGCCGGACGAUUCCUCGCCAUGAAGGAGAACGGCAACGCUUACGAGAUGGACCCUCACACCCUCAAGACGCUCGGCUACAACCCGUUCAACCUCCCCUCCAAGACCAUGACCGCCCAUCCCAAGCAGUGCUCCGUCACGGGAAACCUGGUCGGCUUUGGUUACGAAGCCAAGGGUCUGGCCACCAAGGAUGUCUACUACUUUGAGGUGGACCCUUCUGGCAAGGUGGUCAGGGACCUGUGGCUCGAGGCGCCCUGGUGUGCCUUCAUCCACGAUUGUGCGCUCACGCCCAACUACCUCGUGCUCAUGCUCUGGCCCUUCGAGGCCGACCUGGAGAGGAUGAAGGCAGGCGGCCACCACUGGGCGUACGACUACACCAAGCCCAUCACCUGGAUCACCAUCCCUCGUGGUGCCAAGAGCAAGGACGAGGUCAAGUACUGGCACUGGAAGAACGGCAUGCCCAUCCACACCGCCUCGGGCUUCGAGGACGAGCAGGGCCGCAUCAUCAUCGACUCGUCACUCGUACACGGCAACGCCUUCCCCUUCUUCCCGCCCGACUCGGACGAGCAGAAGAAGAAGCAAGAGGCCGACGGCACGCCCAAGGCGCAGUUUGUGCGCUGGACCAUCGACCCGCGCAAGGACAACAACGAGCAGCUGCCGGACCCCGAGGUGAUCCUCGACACUCCCUCCGAGUUCCCGCAGAUCGACAACAGGUUCAUGGGUGUCGAGUACUCGAGCGCCUUCAUCAACGUCUUCGUUCCUGACCGCAGCGACGGCAACAAGAACGUUUUCCAGGGCCUCAACGGCCUGGCCCACUACAAGCGCAAGGAGGGCACCACCGAGUGGUACUAUGCAGGCGACAACUGCCUGAUCCAGGAGCCGGUAUUCAGCCCUCGAUCCAAGGAUGCACCCGAAGGCGAUGGCUUUGUCCUCGCCAUCGUUGACAGGCUUGACCUGAACCGUAGCGAGGUGGUCGUCAUCGACACGCGCGACUUCACCAAGGCCGUGGCGGCAGUGCAGCUGCCCUUCGCCAUCAGGUCUGGCAUUCAUGGCCAGUGGAUCCCCGGUGAGGUCACACCCGAUUUCGAGACCAAGGGUCUCGUUGACUUGCCCAGGGAGGAGCACUGGGCGCCCGCUUCGCAGAGCCCGUACGACCCCAACGCUUGA
This is a messenger RNA of Moesziomyces antarcticus, 1647 nucleotides long. Its product is annotated as isoeugenol monooxygenase. The record is from RefSeq and is a predicted model, not a curated record. Gene Ontology annotation, molecular function: carotenoid dioxygenase activity. Lineage: Eukaryota; Fungi; Basidiomycota; Ustilaginomycetes; Ustilaginales; Ustilaginaceae. Bases 1 to 1647 code for a protein of 548 amino acids. Gene Ontology annotation, biological process: carotene catabolic process. The transcript has a single exon.